AUGUCGCGCUCCUCCAAGGCCAAAGGGCGUUCGGCCAAGUCGACCGUCGUCAGGAUCCAGUACGAUGCCACGCUCAAGUCGUCGCUCGUCCACCUGCCCAUGUGCCUCUAUGCUCCCCUGGUCGACCUUGCCGUACCCCCUCAGUCGCUCGUCGUCGAGAUCGAUGCGUCGCCCACCAUUCCCACCGCUUCGCCCUACUUUGCAGGCUGGUCCGGUAUGAGCGCAGCUCCGCUCUCCGUUGGCAACUCCCUCGCUCAGCCCAAUGGCUCCUUUGCCGGCUCUUCUGCCGCAUCCUCCACAAAGCCCUCGGCCGUCGACGUCCUCAACAUUUCGCCCUCCCUCGCCGCUUCCUUCCAUCCUCCCUUGCCAGACGGUGCCACGUGCUCCGUCCGCCUCUUACGCUCGCCACCGCUCCCCACUGCAUCCAAGAUCGACGUCACGCCGCUCUCGGCAGACGACUGGGAGAUCCUCAGCCUUCACGCCGAAGAAGUCGAGAUGAAUAUGCUCGGUCAGGUGCGUGCUGCCACCACCCAUCAGCUCAUCACUGUGCACGUCGGCCGCGGCGGCAACACCGUCGUCCGCUUCCGCGUCGAUGCAACCACGCCUCCCACCGCAAGCGCAGAUGCAGCCGAAGCCGAUCUCGACGAUGCCGACGCUCCCUCCGCGCUCGCAGUGCGUCUUUCCACCGACACCGAGGUCAUCAUCGCUCCCAGGCUGCGCAAGAAGUUAGUCGAUCCCGCCAUGCAGGAGGAACACUCGCUGCAGCCUACAUCCAGGGCGGCACCAAACGGCGUCGGCACCGAGGACGAGACCCACACGCUUCGACAGACGCUGCCCAAGCUUCUCUGGCGUGUCCUCCCACAACGCUUCGCCCAAGGUCUUGAACUCUCCAGCUUGACUUCCAGUGUAGCGGUGCCCUCCUCCUCGUCAACGGGCUACACGCAGUUCAAGCAGGUCUUCCCAGAUGACCGCCUCUCGGUCACCAAAGUGUCCUGCCCCACCAACAACAGCGCAUCCGAAAUGCAGCCUGACAAAGGCGCUUCCUCCACAGCCGCCGAUUCCGACUCGGCCGACGCUCGCAAGGACGGUGCAGACCCUUCGCCGGCGCUCCCAGUGCGUCCGACUGCCUCCGCACGCUUCGUCGAUGCCGAUCAGCUGCCAGGCGUUCGCACCCACGCCCACGUCGCCUGGCCCGAGCGCCACGUGCUCAUCGGCGCCGGUCUGCGCGAACAGCUCGGCAUCCAAGACUACGAUCUGGUUCGCUUCAGCCCACCACCGCCUGGAUUCGGUGGCUCUUCCAAAGCUGCGACGCCAGCAAAUGCAGCGACCGAAUCAACGGAUGCUGCCAAAGCAGAUGCGGCCGGAUCGAGCCUCGCAGGUGUCGAGCAUAUCCUCCGCGAUGCCACAGAUGCUGUCGCCGCCUGCUUCCGCGCGCGCACCCUCGAAGCUUCCUCCUCGUCGCGAGCGGCCAAGCCGUUCCAAGGUGCCAGCGCGCUCUUCCUCACCGGUGGGCCGGGUGCGGGCAAGACGGUCAUUGCCAAGCAGCUCGCGGCCCAACUCUCGCACGACUACCGCCUCUGUCUCUCGACGUCGUACCGCGACUGCUCGCCCUUUAGCGAGGAACGUGUGCCCGUGCUGCGCGCACGCUUUUCGGAAUGGCUCAACGAGGCUGCGUGGAAAGCACCCAGCCUGCUCAUCCUCGACAACGUCGAUCGCAUCAUCCCCGCCGAGAUGGAGCACGUCGACUCGCAGCGCUCGAGGCAGCUCGCAGAGGCAUUUGUAGCGCGCCUGCGCGACUGUGUCAAGCACUUUGGCGUGUUUGUCAUUGCCACCGCCCAGGGCACCACAAGUGUGCACAGCCUGCUCAACUCGAGCCACCUCUGGCUCGAUAACCUGGCGCUCAAGCCGCCCGGCAAGGAAGGCAGGAGGGACAUUCUCGCGCAUCUUGUGAGGGAAAAGGUGCGCAAGGCUGCAAAGGUGCGCGACGAUGCUUUGGGCGCAAUGCAGCAGGUCGAUGGCGACGCGGCGGAUGGCGAUCUCAACUAUGUCACGCUCGCCACGCAGACCGAGGGCUACCUUCCGGCCGAUCUGCGCGACUUGGUGGAGCGCGCCACGCACCAGUCGGCCAUCCGUGCUGCGGGUGCUGCAGCCGUGCAAGGAAUGGAAUCGGCUGUUGCAGCCCGAGGCGUUAAUGGCGCCGACAAGCAGGAGGCUUUGUCUCUCAAUGGCAGUGCGGCGGACCUCUCGAUCACGAUGGAUGACUUUGCCAAGGCCCAGGAUGGCUUCACACCGCUCUCGCUCCGAGACGUCAAGCUGGAAAAGUCAUCGGUGGCGUGGUCGGACAUUGGCGGUCUGGUAGAGACGCGACGUGUGCUGCGCGAGACGCUCGAGUGGCCCACCAAGUACGCGGCGAUCUUUGCGUCAUGUCCGCUGCGGCUGCGUUCGGGUCUGCUGCUGUACGGCUACCCCGGUUGCGGCAAGACGCUGCUUGCCUCGGCGGUGGCGAAAGAGUGCGGGCUCAACUUUAUCAGCGUCAAGGGACCCGAGAUUCUCAACAAGUACAUUGGUGCGUCGGAAAAGUCGGUGCGCGACCUCUUUGACCGUGCGCAGGCGGCCAAGCCGUGCGUGCUGUUCUUUGACGAGUUCGACUCGAUCGCACCCAAGCGUGGUCACGACAGCACGGGCGUCACGGACCGCGUGGUGAACCAGAUGCUGACGCAGAUGGAUGGUGCCGAGGGCCUGGAUGGCGUGUACGUGCUGGCUGCCACGAGUCGGCCCGAUCUCAUCGACUCGGCACUGCUCCGACCCGGUCGCUUGGACAAGUCGCUGCUGUGCGAUAUGCCGACAAAAGACGACCGACUCGACAUCAUGCGCGCCAUCGCCAACAAGGUUCACCUUCACCCCGACGUCGAUCUGGAAAAGUGGGCUGCAAAGACCGAUGGCUUUUCGGGUGCGGAUCUGCAGGCGCUGCUGUACAAUGCGCACCUGGAGGCGAUCCACGAGUCGAUCAACACGGCCACGCAGGACAAGGACCAGGAUGGACCCAAGAAAGUGGACGGUGCGGAUGGUGCACUCAGGUUCACCAGCAUCGGUGGGGGUGGUAAGAAGACGCUGAGCGGUGCGGAGAAGCAGGCGCUGGCACGCAAGCUCGAGCUGGUUCUCAAGACCACUUCGGCUCAAACCGAGCAGGCUCAGCACAAGGAGGCCAAGGCGGGCCGAAUCCUGCCGGCUCAUCUGGGCUCAGCAUCGGCAGCAGUCAAUGGUAUCGACACGGCGGGAGAGGGCUCAAGUGCAAAGCGCGGAGCAAAGACGUUGGUGACGGAAGUGCAUCUGGAGACGUCGAUCAAGAGCACGCGUCCGAGUGUGCCGGCGGAAGAGCAGCGCCGACUGCGCGCCAUCUACCGCACCUUUGCCGGUGACAGGGACGGCAACUUUCCCGAUGGCGAAGCAAGCACCCAGAUCGGCGCGCGCAGCAGCCUCAUGUAG
This is a messenger RNA of Moesziomyces antarcticus, 3486 nucleotides long. RefSeq names its product AAA-domain-containing protein. Gene Ontology annotation, molecular function: ATP binding; ATP hydrolysis activity. Bases 1 to 3486 code for a protein of 1161 amino acids. Gene Ontology annotation, biological process: protein import into peroxisome matrix. Gene Ontology annotation, cellular component: peroxisomal membrane; cytosol; peroxisome. The record is from RefSeq and is a predicted model, not a curated record. NCBI's taxonomy places the organism in Eukaryota, Fungi, Basidiomycota, Ustilaginomycetes, Ustilaginales, Ustilaginaceae. The transcript has a single exon.